AGGCAGUGCAAAUUUUGGCAGCGCUGACGUCAACCACCAACACUUUGUGACGUCAAAUCCAAGAUGGCGGGCACGCGUUCCACGAUGAAAUUUUGGAAGCCGGGGUCCGAGGCGCCUGGGAUCUCUGAAGAACGUGAACUGAACACUGAGACCAGCGGUUCCACCGUCGUCUACAAUCCCUUCAUUGCACUCUCCAUCGAGAAGCAAAGACAGAAGCUUCCCGUUUUCAAGCACAGAAACAACAUCCUGUACAUGGUCGAGAGCUUCCAGACCGUCAUCAUCGUCGGGGAAACUGGAUGCGGGAAGACGACACAGAUCCCCCAGUACCUGCUGGAGGCUGGCUGGGCGGCCGAGGGCAGGGUGAUUGGUGUGACACAGCCUCGGCGUGUGGCUGCUAUCUCUGUGGCUGGCCGUGUUGCGGAAGAGAGAGCCGCCAGAUUAGGACAUGAGGUGGGCUACACCAUUCGAUUUGAUGACCGCUCAGACCCUCAAGCAACAAGGAUCAAGUUCCUUACAGAUGGAAUCUUAAUCCGGGAGAUGAUGGCUGAUCCCCUGCUUAAAAAAUACAGUGUCCUGAUGCUUGAUGAAGCGCAUGAGAGAACCUUGUACACAGACAUAGCCAUUGGCCUGCUAAAGAAGAUCCAAAAGAAACGUCAAGACCUGCGUUUGAUCGUGGCCUCCGCCACUCUGGAUGCCAAGAAAUUCCACGAGUUCUUCAACCUGAACGAGUCUGGAGAUCCCAGCAAGGACACGUGUGGCAUCCUAACCGUGGAGGGCCGCACCUUCCCAGUGGAUAUGUUCUACACUAUCAGUCCUGUACCAGACUAUGUGAAAGCCACCGUGGAAACUGUGAUGAAAAUACACGAGGCGGAAGAGGCUGGAGAUGUGCUGGCGUUCCUUACUGGGCAGGAAGAAGUGGAGAAGGUGGUGUCCCUUCUCGUGGAGCAGGCCAGGUCUAUGUCACGGCAAGGCAUGAAGAAACACCUUAGAAUUUUGCCAAUGUAUUCCGGUUUACCUUACGCUGAGCAGAUGAAGGUCUUUGAGCGGGUGCCUGCCACAGUUCGCAAAGUGGUGGUGGCCACUAACAUAGCCGAGACAUCCAUCACCAUCAACGGUAUCGUUUUUGUCAUCGACUGCGCUUUUGUAAAGCUACGUGCGUACAAUCCCAACACUGCCAUUGAGUCACUGGUGGUGACGCCCAUCUCCAAGGCUUCAGCCAGCCAGAGGGCAGGAAGAGCCGGCCGGAACCGACCUGGGAAAUGCUUCAGACUCUACACAGAGGAGGACUUUGAGAAAUUGCCUGCGUCGACUGUGCCAGAAAUGCAGCGCACCAACUUGGCUCCCGUUAUCUUGCAGCUCAAAGCUUUAGGCAUUGACAAUGUUCUGCGGUUCAGUUUCCUUUCGCCUCCGCCAGCUCAGAGUAUGGUUCAGGCUUUAGAGCUUCUUUAUGCUCUUGGAGGCCUGGACAAUUACGGACGUCUGACCGAUCCCAUGGGCAUGCGGAUGGCGGAAUUUCCUCUCAGCCCCAUGUUUGCUAAGAUGCUUCUGGAUUCUGGAAAUUUUGGCUGCUCCAAAGAAAUUGUGACCAUUGCAGCAAUGAUGCAGAUUCAGAAUAUCUUUGUCGUACCGCCCAAUCAGAAGAAAAACGCUGCCCGUCAGCACCGAAAAUUUGCUGUUGCCGAAGGAGAUCACCUCACCAUGCUGAAUGUGUAUGAAGCUUAUAUGAAGCACCAGAAGAACUCCAAGUGGUGUCAGGAUCAUUUUCUCAAUUACAAAGGUCUGCAGCGUGCCGUGAUGGUACGAGAGCAGCUGCGGCGCCUCAUGACCAAGUUCAAGGUGGUGUGGACUUCUAGCGAAGGUGAUCCUGAUGUGAUCUUGAGGUGCAUCGUGUCUGGGUUUUUUGCCAAUGCAGCUCGCAUACACCACUCUGGUUCCUAUAGGACUUUACGAGACGAUCGUGAGCUUCACAUCCACCCCAACUCUGUACUCUAUGGAGAGAAACCACCAAAAUGGGUUGUCUUCAAUGAAGUGUUGCAGACAAGCAAGUACUUCAUGCGAGAUGUGACAGCAGUGGAGUCGUCCUGGCUUGUUGAGUUGGCUCCCCACUUCUACAAGCAAGCUCAACAUGGUUCCCUUGGCAGCAAGCGUUCCCGCAUCCUCUAAAGUUGCUCAUCUUCCAUGUAAAUAAAGAUGUAACACUGUAUUUAUUGAUCAUGUCUACGCGCACAACUGUGACCAUGCUUGAUAGCUCUCGCUUUUUGAUAGUUAUCUCCUUUGUAUUAGAUCCGUGCGCACACUAAUGAAUGUGAGAUGAGGUCAUACUUUGUACAUAGUCAGAGAAGGCUCAGGUCCGGGAAUCCUUGCAGUCUUGGUCCUAGGCUUUGGUAUUUUUCUUUUAUUUUAGAAGUUGGAUACUGGAUGAUAAAUUAUGGGGAACAAAUGAAAUGUUGUGAAUGGUUCCCAUGUUGACACUGUUAAUUCCUUUGCCCUCUCAUAACCUAGGUGCCUUUAGGAAUGUGACUGGUAACUUGACCUUCAGUUUAGUUUUAAUUUCUAAAAAUGGUCCCAUGAUGACACUGUGAGAAGACAGACUUAACCCUUUGUGUAAACAUCCUACCUGAAGUCCAGACUGUGCAGCCUUUUCACCGUUGAGUGCCAAUUUCCUUUCAUUAAUCUAGUUGUCAUUUCAUUCCUCUAUGGAUCGUGCAAAAACACAUGAGCAUCGUACAUGUAAAACUGUGAAAACCAAACAAAGUGCUAUUUGUCAGUAUGGCGAAUUAUAAUGUAGUCAAAUGCACUCAGAUGUAGCCUAAAGCCUCAAAAGAACUAUUAAGCAUUUACAAAACCCUUUCAUUGAUGGUUAGCCACCAGAAUGUCCAUAACCCUUAAUUGUGUCAUCUAGAAAUGGGGUACUAUAUUUCAAUAAACUGGCUUCUGUUUUGAAUUAAUAGCGCAUGUACACUUAAAAAAUGCAUAUGUUUUUAGGUUUUCCUCAAUUUUCAGCUAAAACGACUCUAUUACAAGUUUGCUGUGAUACUACUAGAGUUGCCUCUAAUUCAUGGCAUUCAGAGACUUGCAUGACUUGUACCACUGCUGUAGUUCCGUAAAAACAAUCUCAGCCCAAAGAAGCACAACGUACAGUAGCUAAGUGAACCAAACAUUGCAUGUUAAAUGGCCUGAUGCAUAUUCAAGUUGUUACCGGUAUAAAUUAUUGUCACUUGCCGUUUCUUCUCUUACAUCCUAAAAUAAAACCUGAAUAAUGCAUCAUG
This is a messenger RNA of Syngnathus acus (greater pipefish), 3269 nucleotides long. Its product is annotated as probable ATP-dependent RNA helicase DHX35. Gene Ontology annotation, molecular function: ATP binding; RNA binding. The record is from RefSeq and is a predicted model, not a curated record. NCBI's taxonomy places the organism in Eukaryota, Metazoa, Chordata, Actinopteri, Syngnathiformes, Syngnathidae. The coding region runs from base 64 to 2163 and encodes 699 amino acids. The transcript has 21 exons. Gene Ontology annotation, cellular component: intracellular anatomical structure; catalytic step 2 spliceosome.